UCAGACAUCAAAUGCUUGUUAGAAGAGAGAGAAGCUACAAUCGACUUUGGCCACUCUCCUAAAUUGAGACUCGUUUUCGCGCCACAUAGUACAGUGCAGGUGGAUUAACCAGGUUUUAAUUCUGAAAGAAACACCGUCAAAUGGCAAGGAUCCCGGCGACAAAUAGCAAAAUUGCGAUGAAGAAGGAUCAGCCGAUUUAGCCGAGGACGUUAAUCAAGGGCAUAAGAGAAGACUGGCUGGUCAGCGCGUGUAGUACUACGAUGUGGAGACGAGGAACAGGGCGCUUCACUACUGCUACGAUACCACUGUUCCUUUAAUACUGAACGCUGCCGUCUCUCUUGAGUUAGUGUACAAUUAAUUGUUGUAACGAUUGUUUAACCAGGAGUGGAUACAUUUCAAGUCAGGACAUCCCACAGUAACUUGCUAGGAAUAUACUCUCUGCACUGCAAUCAUUGACAACUGUUGGCGCUGAAGCCGGCGAGAGGCUGGGUGUACCAUGGGCUGCAAUAUAUCCAGUGAUGUGAAGAAAGAAGCAAACGAAUUAGACAAUUACCUCAGUAAUGAAGAAGUGGAUCUUGUCCGGAAGAGCUGGAAAGCAAUAGAAAAUGAUCUGGACGACACUGGGAUGAUUAUGUUCAAAAGAUUCUUCGAACAGCAGCAGGAAAUGAAGAAACUGUUUAAGAGGCUAUUGUCAAAUUCAGAAUCAGGCAACUUUAUUUUUGACGACGAUAGGCUUCGGGGCCACGCCAGGAUCGUUAUGAACAGUUUAGGGGCUGCAGUUGACAGCCUGGAUGAUUCCUCAAGCUUGAGCGGUAUGCUGGUGGCGCUGGGAGAGAAACACGCGGCCUACAACGUGAAAGGGGAAAUGAUUUCUUUCCUGUGGCCUGCUAUCAGAGACGCGUUUAAGGUGAAGCUUGGGGACCAAUUCACACAGGAGACUGAGUUGGCAUGGCGUCAUGUUUUUGAAUAUAUAAAAAGCAAUUUAUCUGAAGGCAUCAAGCAAGGGGAACUAGAACUUAUGGAAACCGGAGAAGACAAGUCCGUGGUGUUUUAAAAAACUACUGUCCCCCAAACAGCCUGAUUUGAAUGUUUAAACAACAGCGACGUUCCACAUUGCAGAAAUCAAUAGAUGACCAAGGUGUGACUGGUGUCAUUAUAUUUGUGCAUUAUGCAGACUUGGAUGUAUAGAAUGUUCAACAGAAGAUUUAAUUAACUGUCACAGCUAUUUUGUCAAUCUGUUAUCGAGUUAUGUGGCAUCAGACAUGGCGGCAGAAGUUCCGUGCCCGUGAGAGGGAUUGGGGAGGAGACAUGCAGCGAACGGAUGCCCUAUAGAAAGUUUGAGCGAACAUGCGCCAAUCAAUCUCAUAAUACUCCUUUAUUACCGUGCUUCGAGCGAGAGAUGUGAUUCAAUUUUUAGUUCGUCUCCAAAACCUCUUGAAAUUCCAAUCACAAUAUAGCAAAUAUUUAGCAAGAAAAAAUUCUUUUCCGUCGACAAAAAUCUCAGCUUAGAUUGAAAGAAGCUAUCAUUGUUCCGAAUCGUAUAUAAUUGUAGUAUGCAGGAGACGGCAACGGUGUUCUGGCACAAGUUUGAAAUACCAAGAUUACAACAAAAUCAUAAUUAUAUAUCCACCUUCACAUAUAACAGAUAGAGGUAUGACGUAAUGUGGUAAAAGAUGAGGUACCAGAACGUGAAUAAUCUGUGAUUCUAUUGGAAUAAGUCACAGACUUGACAAUGUCACCACAGUGAUCGCUGUGUGAACAUGAGCUGGCCCAUGUAAUACUGAACAUGGGCCUACGAUGUCAAUGACGUGUGACCUUUCAUGAAAAUAUUUCAUAUAUUGUGCUUGACCUAGAUAUUCUAACAAACGUUAUUGUGUCCAUUGUUCAUUGUUUCUUGAGACGUCAUAAUCAGUGACACCGAGCAAUGUCAUACUCAAGAUGCCGACGUCAAAACAUUCAUUUGUGAAGUCCACAUCAUUCAAACAAGGUAUAAAUAUGUGUGUGAUUUAACUUUGGAUUAUGAAAGCUUGAACGCGAUGUCAACUGCAUAAAUCUCUCCCUCAUCCCCUAUUCGUUCGUUCGUUCAUUCGUGAAGCCUGUCCACAUGGGUCCAAUGUGCGAGGCGGCAUCUUCAAGGCAGUAGAUAAGCAGGAAGAUUGGGGGAUUCUUUCGGAUAGUACAUUCAUCGAUUCCAUCAACCUGGAUUUGAACUGGAUACAUUGUGAGUGACAAGUUGGAAUUGAAAUCGAAAGGAGAAAGGUUCUCUGGAAACAAAACUGAUACUUAUGUUCACUGUCAAUAUUGUGUCGUUUCUCUGUGAACGAAACCUCUCGGAUGAUAUAUUAUAUAUACAUAUAUAUAGUAAGUAAAUGGUAAGUCAA
Haliotis rufescens (red abalone) is the source of this 2381-nucleotide messenger RNA. Its product is annotated as neuroglobin-like. The transcript has 4 exons. Gene Ontology annotation, molecular function: heme binding; oxygen binding. The record is from RefSeq and is a predicted model, not a curated record. Bases 497 to 1054 code for a protein of 185 amino acids. NCBI's taxonomy places the organism in Eukaryota, Metazoa, Mollusca, Gastropoda, Lepetellida, Haliotidae.